CGAGCUCCGCAGGAGGCGGAGGAGGUGGAGGGAGAGGAGGAAGGGCAAGGGGCGGAGAGCGCCGGGCCCAGGAGCCCGGCAGGUAAGCCGCGCGCGCUGCCGGUUCUCCGUGCCGAGUCUGGGGUGCGGGUCCCGGGCGCGAAAGGAAGGAUCUGGGCGCCGGGGGACAACCCAAGCGCCCCCCGCGCUGGGUGGCGGCGGCUGGACGUGAGGCCGGGUGUGAGCCGCGCGAGCGCAGCAGGUCAUCUUAAACGUCCCAAAUCUCUGCCAUUACCUGAUGCUGCUGAUAAAAUCAGGAUGGCUUUAAACUCAGGGUCACCGCCAGGAGUUGGACCUUACUACGAAAACCAUGGAUACCAGCCUGAAAGCCUGUAUCCCCCGCGGCCCGCCACGGUCCCCAGCACCUACCCGGUGUAUCCAGUCCUGUACUACCCGCCCGAGGGGCCCCAGUCCACCCCAAGGGUGCUGACGCACACUUCGACACCCACCGUCCGCAUGCAGCCCAAGUCCCCAUCGGGGACGGCAUGCACUGCAAAGGCCAAGAAAGCGCUGUGCAUCGUGGUCUCCCUGGCGGCUGUCCUGGCGGGAGUCGUGGUGGCCGCCGUCCUGCUCUGGAAGUUCAUGGAGAACAAAUGCUUGGUGUCCGGGGUAGAGUGCGGCUCCUCGGGAACCUGCAUCAGCCCCUCCCACUGGUGCGACGGGGUCCUGCACUGCCCCAGUGGGGAGGACGAGAACCGAUGUGUCCGCCUCUACGGCCCGAACUUCAUCCUCCAGGUGUACUCAGCCCAGAGGAAGUCCUGGCACCCCGUGUGUCAGGACGACUGGAAUGACAGCUACGGGAGGGCUGCGUGCCAGGACAUGGGCUACCGGAAUAGUUUUUAUUCUAGCCAAGGAAUUGUGGAUGACAGUGGAGCCGUCAGCUUCAUGAAGCUGAACAUAAGCGCUGGCAGUCUGGAUCUCUAUCAGAAACUGUACCACAGUGAUGUUUGUUCUUCAAAAAUGGUGGUUUCUUUACGCUGUAUAGAGUGCGGGGUCACAAGGAAGAUCAUCCGCCAGAGCCGGAUCGUGGGCGGGAGCAGCGCCUCCUUGGGGGACUGGCCCUGGCAGGUCAGCCUGCACGUCCAGGGCACCCACGUCUGCGGAGGCUCUAUCAUCACCCCCGAGUGGAUCGUGACGGCUGCCCACUGUGUGGAGGAACCGCUGAACAACCCCCGGUAUUGGACGGCCUUCGCGGGAAUCCUGAGACAAUCUUUCAUGUUCUAUGGACAUGGACACCGAGUGGGAAAAGUGAUUUCCCAUCCCAAUUAUGAUUCCAAGACCAAGAACAAUGACAUCGCCCUUAUGAAGUUGCAGACACCUCUGACUUUUAACGACAGAGUGAAACCAGUGUGUCUGCCCAACCCAGGCAUGAUGCUAGAGCCAGAUCAGUCCUGCUGGAUUUCCGGAUGGGGGGCCACCUACGAGAAAGGGAAGACCUCGGACGAGCUGAACGCGGUCAUGGUGCCCCUCAUCGAGCCUUGGCGCUGCAACAGCAAGUACAUCUACAACAAUCUGGUCACGCCGGCCAUGAUCUGCGCAGGCUAUCUGCAGGGAAGCAUCGACUCCUGCCAGGGUGACAGCGGAGGUCCCCUGGUCACUUUGAAGAGCCGCAUCUGGUGGUUGAUUGGGGACACGAGCUGGGGGUCCGGCUGUGCGAAAGCUAACAGACCAGGAGUGUACGGAAAUGUGACAGUAUUUACCGACUGGAUUUACCAACAAAUGAGGGCAAACAGCUAAUCCCUACGGUCUUUGUCCUUGGCACUGUUCCUCGAGGAAAUGAAGGGGCUGAUUCUUCAUUCCCUGAGCAUAAUGUAUUUUUAGAAAUGAUUUGAAGGUCCUUUCAUUGUUAUUAAAUAGUGAAUUCAUCUGUCUUUGGCACUCUCCACAGUUCUGUGCAAGCCACAGACCCUUUGCUCCCUGACCCCUCAUCUAAAAGGGGUGACCAGGCCCAGCUGGGUGCGGGCGCCUAGGAGCCGAUGCAAAGCAAUGGGUUGGAGGCUGUCCGGUUGGGAUUCCUUCCGAGCCCACCGCGGGGGCCACUUCUGGAUGUACCUGGGGCCGGUGACUUCUCAGCUGCUGGAUGGCUGGAGAUAGAAAGGGAGAAAGCUGGGUGGGACCGUCAGGGGCAAGCUUCUGGGGUCACUGCCGGGGAGGGCUACCCCCGGCCAGUCUCCCCACAGGGGUCUUCGCUGACCAUUUUUUAGUGCCUUCUCAGCAGCCCCGGGUGGUAGCUGGAAACAAAGGGAACAGCCCUUAAUGGCUGAAGACAAGAACCUCAGCUCCUGCUCGUGAGGGGGAGAGUGUAGGCAGUUCCCUCCGAACAAGGAAAACCAUCGCAAACACGAGCCCCCUGUGCACGGCUGGGCUGGUGGCCGCCGCAUGUUGGGGGGGGGGCGCCCCCGAGGGAGACCCAGCCUCACUCCCCACCCUCUUCCUUGGAGGUUGUGGGGUGCCGUGGUGACCCUCUCGAGGCGAGGCCUUGCUAAUCACAUGGAAAUUGAGGUCAUCCCAGGGGAAAUCAGGGAUGUGUGAUUGAAGAUACACUGUUUCCAUGUCGAGUUGCUACAUGUUACUACCUCAGUGCUCACCUAGUCUUGGCCGGUGCCUCUAAGUAGUUGUUACUUUUGGCUCUUUGAAAGUAUUGUCCUUGCCAAGUGCAAACAGCGGUGGACUUGAACUGCUUUGAACUGCUUUGCAAAGCGUUCUGUACACAAGCGUGCUGAAGCUCGCAACAAAGAAGAGAAAGGGGGUGUUUUGGACUCCCGGAGGCCCCUUCCUGCCCUUCAGGCUUCCCCUGGAGGGAAGGGCCGUGGUUGAAUUGCCGACCGAGCUCGGAGCAUCAAUGGUCAUGCUGUGAGUACUGCUUUCCCGAGGCUCUGCAGAGCCUCCGCUCUAGCACACUGGUUUCCCAAAAGAAAAUGAAUGAUUCUACUGCUGCCGCUUAACCUUAAAGCGGAAGGUCAUGGGGUCCCGUUCCCAGGAUGCUUCUGAUCAUGUGCCUCCUCGGCGGCACCAUCCCUGGGGACCUUCCAAACCCUCGGCACCCCACCUGCUCCCCAAGCCAAAUUUUAAAAAGCAUUGUCGUGGUGAGAACGUGUUCCUUCCUUAGCUUCUUUUCUGUGACCACUGUUUGUCUU
Molecule: messenger RNA, 3176 nt
Organism: Callorhinus ursinus (northern fur seal)
Lineage: Eukaryota; Metazoa; Chordata; Mammalia; Carnivora; Otariidae
Gene: TMPRSS2
Product: transmembrane serine protease 2
Biological process (GO): proteolysis
Cellular component (GO): membrane
Molecular function (GO): protein binding; serine-type endopeptidase activity
Source: RefSeq, a predicted model, not a curated record